AUGUGCGAUAACAUUUUCCCCGUGCUUCUUUAUAUGAAUGUCUGCAAUAUUGAAUUCGGCUUCCAUGAUGGAAAACCACGCUCAAUCAAAGCAAGUGGCUUGACGGAUACAGCCUAUACUGAACGACGCAGUUACUUCAUUCCAUUUUCAAAUGACAAUGCAGCCAUGUUGAUUUUAUUUAUAGCAGUAACGUCUUCAUGGGCUGGAGCGUUCGUAGCAUCAAGUUGUAGCGACCAAUGUGCUUCAGUCUGCAAAUGGGGGUUCAUCUAUCGCUACCGUUGGAAUCUACGUUAUUUUUACUACAUGAUGAAAGCUAGAUAUUCGUUUCAGAAUGAAAAAGCUGAAAACUUUGUGUUCGAUGCAUUUGUGAGUUAUUCAGAAGAUGAAGGAGAGUUUGUAAUUAAUAAAAUGAUACCGGAACUAGAGGAGCACGGUAAUCUACAUUUGAACAUUCAUCAUCGCGACUUUGUUCCUGGGCGGAAAAUCGUAGAAAAUAUCUUGUCAGCUAUUCAACAAAGCAGAUAUUGUCUUGUUUUGCUCAGCAGUGGGUUUUUAAAGAGCCAAUGGUGCAUGUAUGAAUUUAGCAUGGCCAAAAUGGAGACUGUCUACGCUGAACGAGAUAUGGUAGUGGUUAUAAUGCUGGAAGAAGUGGACACGGAAUCUAUUCCUCUGGAAUUAAUGCACCAUUUGAAGACAAAGAGUUAUAUUGAAUAUCCGACAAGAGAUGAGCAAGGGCAGCAACUUUUCUGGAAUAAUAUGAGAGAUUUAUUGCAAGGAAAGGCUGAAAGGAUUUGA
This is a messenger RNA of Acanthosepion pharaonis, 795 nucleotides long. NCBI's taxonomy places the organism in Eukaryota, Metazoa, Mollusca, Cephalopoda, Sepiida, Sepiidae. The record is from the annotation of a GenBank genome assembly.